CGCAAAAGAAAAGAAGAAAGAAUUAAAGAAUGCUGGAGCGGAGCCUAAAGGAGUGUGGAGCAUCACAGGGUCAUUUUCGUAAUAACGGUGGUUGCUGGGUGCUAUAUCUUCUCCGUUCCUUUUCCUUCUUUCCCUUCUCUCCUCUCUCUGUUGCUUCUCUCUAAAACCCAGAUCUAGGGUUUUGUUUCACUUCAAUUCGCUUCAAACUUCAAAUUCCCAAAUCUACGCAAUAGCUCAAAGGAUGGGCGAAUUGAAGGAUACCGAGGCUUACGAGGAAGAGCUCAUCGACUACGAAGAAGAAGAUGAAAAAGCCCCCGAUUCUGCAAAACCUGCUGCUGAAUCCGGCAAGAAGGGAUAUGUUGGCAUCCAUAGCUCAGGAUUCCGAGACUUCCUGUUGAAACCUGAGCUUCUUCGAGCUAUUGUCGAUUCAGGAUUCGAGCAUCCAUCCGAAGUGCAACACGAGUGCAUCCCUCAAGCAAUUUUAGGAAUGGAUGUCAUUUGUCAAGCAAAAUCUGGGAUGGGAAAAACUGCAGUUUUUGUUCUUUCAACACUUCAGCAAAUCGAUCCUCUUCCUGGUCAAGUUGCAGCUCUUGUUCUUUGCCAUACGAGAGAGCUAGCUUAUCAGAUUUGCCAUGAAUUUGAAAGGUUCAGCACAUAUCUUCCUGAUAUCAAAGUUGCUGUUUUCUAUGGGGGUGUCAAUAUUAAGGUUCACAAAGAAUUGCUUAAGAAUGAAUGUCCUCAUAUUGUGGUUGGAACACCUGGGAGGAUUCUUGCCCUGACUAGAGAUAAGGACCUUGGCUUAAAGAAUGUGAGGCAUUUUAUUCUUGAUGAGUGUGACAAGAUGCUUGAAUCACUUGACAUGAGGAGAGAUGUGCAAGAGAUUUUCAAAUUGACUCCCCAUGAAAAGCAAGUCAUGAUGUUUUCUGCUACACUCAGCAAAGAGAUCCGACCUGUUUGCAAGAAAUUUAUGCAAGAUCCAAUGGAAAUUUAUGUGGAUGAUGAGGCCAAGUUAACACUUCAUGGUCUUGUUCAGCACUAUAUCAAAUUGCAAGAAUCGGAGAAGAAUCGUAAGUUGAAUGAUCUUCUUGAUGCUCUGGACUUCAACCAAGUUGUUAUUUUUGUAAAAAGUGUUAGCAGAGCUGCAGAGUUGAACAAGUUGCUUGUGGAGUGCAACUUCCCUUCAAUAUGUAUACAUUCUGGAAUGUCACAGGAAGAAAGGUUGAAACGAUACAAAGGCUUCAAAGAAGGGAGGCAAAGGAUUCUUGUUGCAACAGACUUAGUAGGAAGGGGUAUCGACAUAGAACGGGUUAACAUAGUUAUCAACUAUGACAUGCCUGAUUCUGCUGACACUUACCUGCACAGGGUAGGAAGAGCUGGUAGAUUUGGCACCAAGGGGCUUGCAAUUACUUUUGUCUCUUCAACAGCUGACUCUGAAGUUCUUAAUCAGGUGCAAUCAAGGUUUGAAGUUGAUAUAAAGGAGCUUCCAGAACAAAUUGACACCUCCACAUAUAUGCCAAACUGAUCGAUUUUGUGGCAUGUUUGAAAGGAUCUAUUUGAGCGACAGGAGAUGGAGUAGUUAGCAUCUCUGUCUUUUGAGUAUUUAGACAAAGAAUAUUUGACAGACAUUAUUCUUUGAAUCCUUUUUUUGUUGCCUCUGUAUUCCUAUUUAAGAUAUAGAAAAUACCCAGGUAGUCAGCAUAGCUUAUAAAGGUACUGCUAAUCAGUAAUUUAUUGAACACUUAAAUGCAUGCUUUAUAAUUCAGUCAAGUAUUAAGAAAAAGUAGAGUUAACUGGAUUUAGGUUAUCUUGGUAUUAUUGAUACAUGUUUAUUUUGUUUAUCAUGUCUUUUGGAGAAUAUUACAUCAUAGAAGUUAGGAUUUAACGUUUAAA
This is a messenger RNA of Arachis stenosperma, 1890 nucleotides long. RefSeq names its product DEAD-box ATP-dependent RNA helicase 15. The record is from RefSeq and is a predicted model, not a curated record. The coding region runs from base 242 to 1522 and encodes 426 amino acids. Gene Ontology annotation, molecular function: ATP binding; RNA helicase activity; RNA binding. The transcript has 12 exons. NCBI's taxonomy places the organism in Eukaryota, Viridiplantae, Streptophyta, Magnoliopsida, Fabales, Fabaceae.